Suillus plorans is the source of this 477-nucleotide messenger RNA. RefSeq lists its product as uncharacterized. The transcript is spliced from 2 exons. The annotation marks the transcript as partial. The record is from RefSeq and is a predicted model, not a curated record. NCBI's taxonomy places the organism in Eukaryota, Fungi, Basidiomycota, Agaricomycetes, Boletales, Suillaceae. Gene Ontology annotation, molecular function: nucleic acid binding.
AUGGAAACAAUCAUUCGAGAGCGGAAUCUCUGGCCUGCAACUGGACUCAAUGCACAGUGCGAGGGAUUCAAGUGCGAGCUUAACCGCACAGACUGUUGUUGCCGGCGAUUAUUGUUUUCCCAACCAGAUUUCACUUCGCAAAAAUCUCACCUCGAAGAAUACAUCACUUCCCGUGGCCACAUCUGCGAUUUCUAUCCAAAGUUUCAUUGCGAACUAAAUUUCAUCGAACAAUACUGGGGCGCGGCAAAAUUUCGAUACCGAACGAGUCAGCGCACAUGUGAUAUGGAUGCGAUGGAGAGAAAUGUCAUUGAAUGCCUCGAUGAUGUACCAUUACUUCAAAUUCAAAGAUACGCAAAUCGAUCUGCGUGUUUCAUUUCCGCGUAUGUACAAGGUCUUACUGGUGGUGAGGCAGCUUGGGCUAACCGUAAAUACCACGGACAUCGCACUCUACCCCCCUCUAUGAUUCUUGAAGUUAAG